AGACCUGAAACAGAGGAGGUAUUUUCUCGAAUCUGUAACGUCUGUUGUUUUUAUUCUAUCUCGCAUCUGGGUCUUGUUUUGAGUGAACUACUAACUUUCACCAUUUAAGAAUAAUUUUAAAAAGCUCGGAUUACAUUUCCCCCUUCAAACAUUUUUGAGGUGAUGUCAUCCCCCCGUGUUUUGGCUGGUAUUGUGACGGGACUGUGGAUGAACCAAGCAGCCAGCGGCUGAGACGCCUGGGGAAAUCCGGGAAAUCAGGUGCAGAGCGCGGCUGUCAUUUCUGCGCUGUCGCGGGUGGCUGGGUUCGCCCCUCAGUCACAGCUGUUCCCAUUCUCUGCUGCUCUCCCCCGCCCCCUCUCUCUGUCUGUCCCUCUCACCCUCUGCUUUUCAUUCAACUCUUCCCCCCAUCUUCUGAGCUGGACCGCUUCGGGCUCUCCUCCACUCAAGCGGACACUGUUGGUCAGUGUCCCCCGGGCCACAGACCCUUUGACCCCGUCAGGAGGUGCAGCCAUGACCCAGUCUACCGUGCAGCAUCCGGAGUCUGCAGAGCAGUCGCGUCCACAUCGCCCUCGUCACCCCGCCCAGGUAUCCUGCCUCCCGCGGCGCCUGACCUUGCCUCGUACGGACUAGAGCUGAAGCACCCGCCUCCGUUCGCACUACUCCUCCCUUCUCCCCUUACCGACCCAUCCCUCAGCCCAUCGCUCAUGCCCGUUCUUUUCCAUCCACGGGAUUUUAUUCGUAAAAGGACGUGUUUACCGAUGAAAAGAUCAACUUGUAACUAAGAAAGCUAUCGUAAAUGUUCCACGACGCUCGGAAAAUAUAUUUUAACUGUGGGAUCGAGCGAAGUUAACUGCAACAGACAGUGUGAACAGGCAUGACAGACAACGAAGUCCACCAGGAUUAUUUUCAUAGAAACCUAUUUCAUUCUUGAAUAUUCUGCAACUCAGGGCCGGCCGAUAGAAGACGGAUUUUGGAUCCUGACUGUGGCUGAACUUCGUUUCACCUGUCCCUGCAGCUCCAAGAAUACGGCUGUUGAAUGACCUGACCCCCCCCCCCCAAUCCUCACAUUGCCCCGCCCCUGUUUGCUGCUAACCGCGCACCACCACGACCACCGUGACAGCCGCGAACGGUCACAGUGGCACUCACACCGCGGGUUCCCCCGUCCUCCCCCCGUACCCUCCGCCGCUGGGGGACGCGAUGCUCACCGCCGAUGCCAACGGGAGUGUUCGCUGACCCCACGACCAUUCGUCGGAUUACAAAGACACACAUAAACCUACCGACAUCACCGGAGUGUUCCCGGUACGCGGACAGCAGCUCGGAACAGCCGAGGAGACAGACUUGGAGCGACGUUUCGUCGCGGUGGGGGAAGAGAUGCGGUCCCUUCUCUCCACGCUGACUGUCUUAUGUAUCCAGAUGUUGCUGGUGAUGUGCAAUCCUUUGCAGCAGGUGUUUGGGGUCGAUGGGGUAAAUUUCAGCGUGCAUGUGGAGAACCAGACUGGGGUGCGAGACAACGUGAGCCGCCGGCAACACCGAGUCUACCAGCUCUACAGCAGGACCAGCGGAAAACACGUCCAAGUGCUGGGCCGCAGGAUCAGUGCCCGCGGAGAGGACGGAGACAAAUAUGCCCAGCUCGUAGUGGAGGCGGACACCUUUGGCAGCCAGGUGCGAAUCCGGGGGAAAGAGACCAACUACUACCUGUGCAUGAACCGCAGGGGCAAGCUGGUGGGCAAGAAGGCCAGUAACCGCAGCUCAGACUGCGUCUUUGUGGAGAAGGUCCUGGAGAACAACUACACGGCACUGAUGUCGGCCAAAUACAGCGGCUGGUACGUGGGCUUCACCAAGAGGGGGCGCCCUCGGCGCGGCCCGCACACGCUACCCAACCAGCAGGAUGUGCACUUCAUGAAGCGCUUCCCACCGGGGGAGCAGCCCGACGUGACGCUCUUCCGCUUCACCACGAUCAGCAAGCGGAGCAAACGAGUUCGAGCCGCUCGUCCGCGCUAGCCUUUGCUAACGCUCUCUCUCCCCAUCUCCUGUAAAAGGCCACUAAAUGUCCUGUUUUUUGGGACCAAGCUAAUGUUACCCCGGGACUUGCUAACCAGACUGACAGUCCCUCUCCUUUGCAGCCUUGUAAAAUGACUGGAUUGUUUAAGGAAGACAUGCUAACGCGGCCAAAGCUAAGUUUAUGCCAACUAGCCUAGCAUGGGUUAAUCCUGUUUAAUGCUAAACUGUGCUAAAAUAAAAGAGGACAUGUCUGACUCUGACAAAGGACUGACUUUGACUAGCAGCUGUCUGACUGCAGGACUGCCAGACAUCAUCUCAUCAAUCCUUCCAGUAAGGUCGGCACUGACACACCUGCCCUUUCCUUCGGUCUGGUCUUGGGUAUUGAACCAGACAGACCACACAACGACAGGCUCCCGACACAUAUGGAGAAGCCUAGAGACUAGCCGACAGAUGGUGACCCAGAACUGGUGGGUGGAGUUGGGCCACCGCCGACCAUCCUGUCCUGUGUUUGGAACCAGGUUUCUCCAAGGAACUAUCGCAGAGCAGACCAGCUUUUGGGCUGGACUCUUGACCGGAUCAGAAUAGGUAAACUCAGAUCAUUCCCAGGCCCCUGGGAGACAUUGUCCAGGAUCUUCAGGACAAGGCAACCAAAAUAAAGGACUGCAUCCCAACUUGGGGAGUAGAUAGAUUCCCCUGUUACAGGACCCAGACAUCCAAAUAUAUAAUGUUAAUGUGUGUGUGUGUGUGUGUGUGUGUGUGUGUGUCUGACUAGUGGAAGAGGAACCCAAAGGGAAGGACCGGUAAUUGUUUGGUGGCAGAUGUUUUGACUUGCGGACUUUGUCUUGUUCCAUUCCCCUCUGUGCUUUGAGAAGUGAACUCAUAUGUGAUGUUCAUGUGUAAGUGAGCGAGUUGAGUGAACGAGUGCCCAUGAGGAAGUGCACCAAAGACCCUAUUUGGACGCUACCACAGGGAGACUUUGAGGACGACUAUUGGUGAUCACUUCGCCACUCUCCUUUGAAGGACAGAACCCUACAAGAACUGGAAUGUACAAAUGAAUGAAAAAAAAAAAAGUAAGCACCCAGAUAUCAGCUGCACCAAAAAAAACAAUAUCCAAUGACCAAAGACAACUGGAGACCAAUGAUGGACAAGAUAGCCACACCCCUUUUUGAACCCUGCAACCAAUAGAAAGCACUCAAACACAGGGCAAAGGGGGUGGAGGCAUAUUCUCUUUGCAUUUGCAUUGCUAUAGAAAUGACACAGGGAACGAUAUUCCCAGUUUUGAGACAGUAUGACAUGCUGCUACGAGGACAUUAUGGAUUAACCAAAGUCUCAUACACAAAUAUUAAAGGGAACCCAUUAAAAACUAUAUAAAGAUUCUAUAUAUAUAUAAAGAGUAAAGGCUAAAUAAGCAAUAUUAUUAUGAUUGCUACUAUAAUUGUUGUUAUUAUUAUGAAAUUAUUUCACUUAUUUAUUUCAUCUCAGUGUAUGGCAGCCUUUCUACA
Molecule: messenger RNA, 3503 nt
Organism: Alosa alosa (allis shad)
Lineage: Eukaryota; Metazoa; Chordata; Actinopteri; Clupeiformes; Clupeidae
Gene: fgf18a
Product: fibroblast growth factor 18a
Exons: 5
Coding region: 1372-2001 (209 amino acids)
Biological process (GO): cell differentiation; positive regulation of cell population proliferation; animal organ morphogenesis
Cellular component (GO): cytoplasm
Molecular function (GO): type 2 fibroblast growth factor receptor binding; type 1 fibroblast growth factor receptor binding; growth factor activity
Source: RefSeq, a predicted model, not a curated record